AGCUUUUAUAGUUCUUGAGAUCUUGAUGUUCGUACGGACAGAUCUUUACAUGGCCAGAUCGACUCGAUCCUGAUCAUAUAUACUUUAUAUGGUCAGAAACGCUUCCUUCUGCCAGUUACAUACUCUUAAUAGGAUCUAGUAUACCCUUUUACUCUACCAGUAACGGGUAUAAACAUAUUUGCAUAUAAUGUUCUAACAGACAUUAUUCUAAUGUAUUUUUUUGGCCGCAUGACCGGCAUUAGCCGGUCCACGAUCUUCUUUCUGGUUGCGAUUUUGUUCUCCGUUUAUAUGGUCCCCGUGGGAGACAGUAGCUUGUGGGUGUGAAAACAAUCUUAACCAUAGGCAUAACUUGUAUCUUGAGGAUUAAUCGUAACUUUGUAGCUUUUAUAGUCCCCAAAAUUUCGACGUUCAUACUAACGGACGGAGUUACAACUAUGGGCAUCUAGAUGAAAUAUAACAAUAUGAACAUUUAUUUUUAAUAUGCUCGGAUAAUGCAUUACAAAUAUUUUCGUUAUUUUACAGCCUCAAUGUACUUUUUAGAAGGAACUAAGCACACAGCACUCGUUCGUUGAAAAUCAUAUCAUUAUUACUUUGUCAUUUUCUUCAAACAGAUUUCGUCUUUAGCGAAAGAAAAUUAUUAUCCUGUCAGUAAAAAUUCUGCAAAUGAUGCGGGCCCACUGCUGUUUGUAAAUAAUUAGUAAUUAACGGAACAAUCAGCAUUGCAGCGCCCAGAGUACCGCUUUAGAGUCAGCUCCUUCAGUGACAGAAUGGAUCACACAGAUCAGGAGGACCUGCUGGCCUUCGAGCGUCGGCUGGCUGAGGUGGUAAACACCGAGAAACGGAGUUCAUUUCGCUGGCGCUUUGUCCUGGGCGCCAUCUUCGCCUGCUCGGCGAUCAGUGCCUGUCAUUGGGUUCGGGAUGCCAAGGAAAGCGAGUCGGUGGUGUUCAAGAUACUGUCCAGUCACAGCGCCUUUGCCUUCUCCCUGGCAACCAUAUGCCUGCUAGUCUUAUAUGGAGUCGAUCACGCCGCCAAGCAGGACCCCAGCAUUCUGCGUGACACCCGAGAAAUGCUGUCUCCGUUCCGUCUUAACAUUGAUAACCAGGGACGUCUCAUCCUCGUUCCACCGCAGACAGAGUAGCUGAAUAUACAUCCCCAAAAACACAUUUUUAUUGACUGCGUUCCCAGUUGAUGCCAGUCAAAUAAAUGAUCCUCAUAAAUUCUAGGGUAUUUGUGGAAAUGUUAAGUCGGACUAGGUAUUGCACACCAUAAUAAAUUUCGAGAGGUGACUUCUUGAAACUAAUUGUUUGCGCUGCCAGCUUUUUGCCAGCUUAAUUUUCCAUUUAAAGCUCAGCUUUAAUUUUGGAAACGUUAUACAUUUUAUUUCAAGUUAAUGUGCGCUUAAACUAGCGACGACAACAAAAAAAAGGUUCGCUGACAACAA
Messenger RNA from Drosophila sechellia, 1442 nucleotides. RefSeq names its product CTD nuclear envelope phosphatase 1 regulatory subunit 1 (gene Cnep1r1). The transcript has a single exon. The record is from RefSeq and is a predicted model, not a curated record. Gene Ontology annotation, cellular component: Nem1-Spo7 phosphatase complex; cytoplasm. The coding region runs from base 768 to 1139 and encodes 123 amino acids. Lineage: Eukaryota; Metazoa; Arthropoda; Insecta; Diptera; Drosophilidae.